AUGUCCAACUCGGAUUACUACGGCGGCGGAGGCGGCCACGGCCAGCAGCAGCAACAGGGCUAUUAUCCCCAGCAGACAUCCUACGGCCAACCACCCUACCCCCACAGUCCCCAGCCUGUCCCCCAAGAGUAUCGCCAGGACUAUCCCCCGCAGCAUCAACAGCAAUACCAGCAGCAGCAGCAGCAGGGUCACUCUCCUUAUCCUCAGCAGCAGGGCUACGCGCCAGCCCCUGCCCCUCAGCAGCAUCCCCAGCAGCCUUCCUACGCGCAACAGGCCGAUCCUCGCCAGAACUACGGCGGCCACUCGCCCCAACCGCAAUACCACCAGCCGCCACCACAGCAGCAAGGGUACGGCCAGCCGCACGACUACAACCGCGCAGGCAGCCACUCUCCCUACCCGCCCCAGCACGGCGGCGCACCGGCCUAUCCCCAAGGACAACAAUAUGCCCAGCAAACGCCGUACGGCCAGCAGUACCCUCCUGGCCCGGGCGGCCCCGACGGCGAAAAGGGUCUCGGUGCCACGCUCGCGGGCGGCGCGGCUGGCGCCUGGGGCGCCCACAAGCUAGGCAACACGGGUCUGCUCGGCACGCUUGGCGCGGCGGCCGCCGGUGCCAUUGGCGCCAACGUGCUCGAGCACAAGAUCAAGCCCAAGAAGAAGAAGGACAAGAAACACAAGAAGGAGAAGAAGUACAAGAGCAAGGGGGUUGGUGGCCACAGCAGUAGUAGCUCAAGCAGUUCCAGCGACUCGGACUGA
Molecule: messenger RNA, 753 nt
Organism: Emericellopsis cladophorae
Lineage: Eukaryota; Fungi; Ascomycota; Sordariomycetes; Hypocreales; Bionectriaceae
Exons: 1
Coding region: 1-753 (250 amino acids)
Source: RefSeq, a predicted model, not a curated record